AGACUAUAAGCAGAAGAGGCUCGUGAAGCGGCGUGUGUGGGUGCCGCGCUUGAGACGGUGUGUGGAGCGGGGGGCGCGUGAACGCGCAGCAGAGCAGCAGGUCUGCGCGUGGAAAGCGGAGCGGCUGCGCGGCGCUCUGUAAUUACCGAGCGCUUUAUUAAUACCCGCUACUUCGGCUGCAGUCGCUAAAAAUGCGCCGGGACCGCAGCAUCCUGCUCGCCGUUUGCGGACUGAUCAUCACGGCUGUCGGAUGCCAGGGCGUCAGAGUUUUAAGCGGUCAGACGGUGUGCCUCGCCGGUCCAGCAGAGCCCUGUUACAAGCUUGCGUACUUCCGUGACAUGACGAGCCGCGUAGCCUUCAUAGAGGCGCAACGCGCAUGCGAGAUGGAUGGGGGCACCUUGCUGAGUGUGGAGAGUGGGGCAGAGCAGAGGCUCAUCGAGCACCUCCUCCAGGAGCUCAGCAACACCUCCUCCGGGUCCGCCUUAGGGCCGGGGGCAGUGGAUGGAGACUUCUGGAUUGGGCUGACACGGACAGAAGGGGAGCCCCAGGACCAUGGGAGUUUUGCAUCAUGCCCGGACCUGUACCGCUGGACAGACGGGAGCACUGCUACAUUCAGGAACUGGUACUAUGAUGAGCCGUCGUGUGGCGGGGAGGCCUGUGUGGUCAUGUACCACCAGCCCAAUGCUCUCAGUGGCCUGGGGGGGCCAUACUUGUACCAGUGGAAUGACGACCGAUGUAACAUGAAGCACAACUUCAUAUGCAAGUACAAGCCAGACAAUGAGCAGGACAAGAAGUUCUCAGCAAAGCCAGGACCAUCAGAGCCAGACCUCUCUAAUAAGGAGCCGGACGUGAAGGAGGAGACCCUAGUCCCGCCUCACGUGAUAGCUACAGGCCCCUCGGGCCUCCUCCUGGUUUACGUCAUCAUCCCCACCAUCCCGCUGCUCCUCCUCAUCCUGGUGGCUUCUGGCACCUGCUGCUUCCAGAUGCUCAGCAAGAGCAAGCCACGGGCCAAAACCAGUGUGAAACAGCCCACGCUCUGGAUCUCCAAGACGCCCAAAACAGACAGCGGCAUGGAGGUGUGAAGUCCUGCACCACAGAAUGCCCCGCAUUACCACCCACCCCACCCACCCCCACUGCUACUCUUUACGUUGUUGUUACGUUCUGUUGAUGUUAAUUGCUGAGAUCGCCCCCUGGUGGUCUGAACAGUACAGCACCUGGCAGCUGCCCCUCCCUCACAAACCCACCUGCCUCCUCGCUUACCUCAUGCUUAUCCUAUAGCAGUGACUUCCCCAGCUAUUUCUUCAGCUGGACGGAGCCCCAGGCACAUUCAGUGCUGACCCCCACUGCCCCUCGCCUGCUGUAGAGCAUGACUGUGGAUACCAGGGUAGUCAAAGAGGGCAGCAGAACAGUGAGAUUAAUGCUGCGUAAUUAAGUGUUUGGGGGAAUUAAAAGUGGCCUCAACUCUGUGUCAGAGAGAUUCUGAACACACAAGACUUUGAGGGGCUUUGAAGCAGCAGCAGAGAGGGGUGGCAGGCAGAUUCCCGGCAUUCCAACAGCCUGUAUCCCCCCCGCUAGAUGGAAGUGGUGUGAUCUGUGUGUUGCUGAAAAGGUGGAGAUUGGCGUGUUUUGUAUCCAUGUUUGCUGUGGAAAUGUGAACCUCCCACAGCAGAUAAAUGCUUGUUUAACACCGUUUCCAGAUUCAUGUAAGUGAAAAUGUUCUGCCCAUGUAUUGUCAUGUGAAGAAGAUACCAAUUAAAGUCUUUA
Molecule: messenger RNA, 1764 nt
Organism: Brienomyrus brachyistius
Lineage: Eukaryota; Metazoa; Chordata; Actinopteri; Osteoglossiformes; Mormyridae
Gene: chodl
Product: chondrolectin
Exons: 7
Coding region: 192-1082 (296 amino acids)
Biological process (GO): positive regulation of axonogenesis
Cellular component (GO): cytoplasm
Source: RefSeq, a predicted model, not a curated record